AGUUUGCGUGGCGGUAUGUGCGUCACUCGAUGCUGAACGCAUUCUUUUGCUCUCGUCCUCCGCGGCGUCCAUGCGAUGCGUGGAUACGAGGUGGACCGGCGGGCGUCGUCUGCACGGUUGCGGCAGGGCGGGUUCUCCUGCGAUCGGUUUCGCAGGGAGGAGCUGCGGCGAAGUGCGUUGCCGCAGGGUCUCUCUGACCUCUUCCCGGGCAACAUGGUCCUUGGCGGCCAUCACGGGGAGGCGGUGCAGGGCGUGUGGGCGGUGCACGGUCUGCUGAAGCGUGCGGGGACGCUGGCGGAGACGACGGACCUGAGAAACGGGGUAUGCGUCAACGCCUCAGUGCAGGUUGCGGCCGGAGCACGCGGAUUCGCUCUACUACCUGUACCGCGCGACGCGCGACCCGGCGUACCUGGAGAUGGGGUGUGAGUCUGCAGUGGGGCUGCAGCUGCACUCGCGGGUGCCGAAUGGGUUCGUGGUGGUGUCUGACAACAGCCAGGGGCACCGUCGCAGCCACCUGGAAAACUGCAUAUAUUCGUUUGUUGUUGGGGAGACGCUGCAGUACCUGUACCUACUGUUUGACGAGGCGACCGUGGUGCAUGGUGCAGGUGCACAGCCUGUGGACGGGGUCUUCACGACGGGGGAGCACCUCUUGCCAAACACAUAGGAGCAGUGGGGACUGGACGAGGCGUCUGUUCGGGUGGGCCGCCGCGGGGAGCCUGUGCGGGGGACGUACUCGGCCUCCACGUUCCACAAGUCUGCGUCUCUGCUGCACGAUGGUGAGCCGCCUGCGCUGACGAUGGAGGCCGUCGCAGUGCGUGACCGGUGGCUCUUCGACGUGGGACUGCCAUGGCCCGACCCCCACGUGGGCACGUGCUGCGGUUGUUGCGCGCGGUGCACCAGCGGCGGUGUUGGAAAGGUUGUUUGACCCAUCGUGCAGACGGCACCCCGCUGUACACGCUGCCCUCCGCCACCUUUACGCAGGCCGCCGUGGCGAAUGCGGUGCACCGUCGCUACAGCGACGCGGUGGGCGCUGGGGCCUACGUAUACCACUGCGACAUUGCUCAUCUGCGGGGUGUGCGGCACCUGAGCCGUGUCGUUGGAGACGUAUUAAUGGAGGCGAAGACACGUAAGAAUGACUGUGCUGUUGUGGCGUCCCCUGCAUGCUUGGCUUUGUGAAUGAUUGCGGUUGUUGUGCGCCGGCGUUGGUUAUGGCAAGCGUUUUUUCUUUUUCAAAUAAUCUGCCUUUGUUGAUAGUGUUGACGGAGAAGCGGUAAUGAAAAGCGACAGUUGCCGCGUCCUUUCAUCGACGUAAGCAGCUUUCAUCGAGUGCCAUAUAACGUUGCUGCAGUAUAGCUGUUUUAGUGUCUGAUGUCCGGAGGUGAGCGGUGUUGUGCGUGCAGCAAAGCUGUGCCGCUUCAUAAAGUAAUUGUUUCUUCUGACAACUCUAAGUAGGUAUUCAAUGUUCUCCUUGCUUUCCCUUGCUUUCCCUCCUCUCUCCUCUCCUCUCUCCUCUCCCCUUUUCCAUUUUUUUUCUAGUCUACCUAUUUCCUGCUCUUUUCUUCUCUCAUCAGGUGUGGAAGAAAGAAUCCUUUCUUCUGCUUAAAAGCGAGUGCCGGUACCGCUGUGUGGUGCUACGGCAGAACGUUGUGUCACACAUUCGCCUUGAUCGAACUACCGCUAUCAUCUCCCCCCCCCCCCGAAGAGCGAAACGGAAAUCAAACAAACAUACAGAGCCAAAAACAGAUGUUAUCUCAGAGCACACCGGGCCCCUUUGUGGGUGAAAUUGCAGACAGAGACACCCUUCACGACAUCAUGCAGUACAUCCCGUACAACCGACGCACACUGACGGCGAUGCGGUGCGUAUCGCGUCCGUUCCGCAGCGCCGUCCAGAGCGCCAACGGCCCGUGGGCACCGCACAAGGAGAUUAUGUUGUCCCGCUACGGCCAGUGCAUCCUCUUUAAUGCCCAGGAGGAUGAAGAGGGGCGCAGCUCCUUUUCGCUGUCGUCUCUGCCGCCCCUUGGACGGAAGUUUCGUACGCACAGUGCGAAGUUGCUGGGCCGUUAUCACACCCUUGUAGCGAACGGGUUGUCGCGCCUGGCACUAAACUACGCACAGGUGGAGAGUGCCUUCUUCGAGCCGCUUGGCGCACUCACCAACCUGAAGCAGUUGGAGCUGGUCUCGUGCCGCAGCCUGACCUCCGUGACAGACGCGAGCCGCAUCAAGAGCCUUGAGUCCUUGACGGUGUUGUUCUGUCCUCUCGAGCCGGAUGGCGUGACGGGGCUGCAGCUGCCACAACUCAAGAAGCUCAUGCUGCGCUCCUGCUGUAAGCUGUCCAAUUUGAACGCUAUUCACCCCGACACCGCCACGUCGCUGGAGGAUGUUCACAUUGAAAACUGCAGCGUGUACGACGACACCUCCUCCGUGUUCUUCGCCAACCUCGGCGAGCACCUACACUCGCUGAACCUCUCCUCCACUUUUGUCGACACCGCCUUGUCGGAAAUUCCACAAGCGGCGCUUAGCUCGCUGACCGAGCUGCUGCUCUGUAGCACACCCGUGCACUCCGAGACGCUCAGCGCCAUGAAGGAGUCUCUCGCGCAGAAGCUGGAGUACCUCUCGCUGGACACCUGUCGGGAGCUGCGCGAUCUCGGCUUUUUGGGCAGCUUCACCGCCUUAAGAUUUCUCGACAUAACACGCGUGGAGAGUCUGCGCGACAUCGACAGCGUGGCGCAGUGCGAGAAGCUCGAGAUGUUCCGUUGCGCGCUCACCGACCUCAACUCCGUCUCAUUUCUUAAAGAUAUGAAGUGUCUACGCGUGCUGGACGCGGCGAACACCUCGCUUACCGAUUACACACUCAUCCACCUGGAGGAGUCGCCGAUGCUGGACACGGUGGUGCUGACCGGCUGCGUGUACAUCUCCAGUGUGAACGCCUUUCAUCGCUGCCCACGGAUUCGCCGCAUCCUUUGCGGUCGCAGCGCCGUUACCAAUGACGGUGUGGAGAUGCUGACGGAGAGUAAGACGCUGGAGGAGCUCGAUUUAAAGCUGACGAACGUGACGGAUGCAAACUGCCUGGCUGAGUGUCCCGCGUUGAAGGUGAUCAACGUUUGUGGCUCUGUCAUGGUGCAGGAGGCUGUGCAGCAGCUCUUGGACAACCCUGCGAUUGACGUCAUCUGCGACUCCUUCGACGACAGCGACUACGUGGAAUGCUAA
Molecule: messenger RNA, 3207 nt
Organism: Leptomonas pyrrhocoris
Lineage: Eukaryota; Euglenozoa; Kinetoplastea; Trypanosomatida; Trypanosomatidae
Exons: 1
Coding region: 1813-3207 (464 amino acids)
Biological process (GO): SCF-dependent proteasomal ubiquitin-dependent protein catabolic process
Cellular component (GO): SCF ubiquitin ligase complex
Source: RefSeq, a predicted model, not a curated record